Messenger RNA from Meriones unguiculatus (Mongolian gerbil), 955 nucleotides. RefSeq names its product synaptogyrin 4 (gene Syngr4). The record is from RefSeq and is a predicted model, not a curated record. Bases 247 to 942 code for a protein of 231 amino acids. Gene Ontology annotation, cellular component: neuromuscular junction; synaptic vesicle membrane. The transcript is spliced from 5 exons. Lineage: Eukaryota; Metazoa; Chordata; Mammalia; Rodentia; Muridae.
GGUUGACAGAGCCCGGGGAGUCCCGAGAAGAGCAGGCACCAAGGCCCAUACUCGGACCUUGGACCUCCAGGUCACAUGCAACAUGACCAGCCCCUUUUCCCAGAGCCUAAACGUAAGCAAUGAAGAGGGGCGACAAAGUAGCUGAGCCCCAGGGUAGGCCUGAAGCACGCGGGCAGUGGUGCCCAGAAAGCAGCACCCAACACCCCUGCCCCUACCUCCCAGGACACCCAAAGAAGAGAAGCCGCCAUGCACUUCCAUGAAAGCCUGCAGGACCUGGCAGACAGUGAGGCUGUGCGCUUUCUGAGGAAACCAAAGAGCAUCUCGAGGAUCUGCGGAGGGGUCUUUUCCCUGGUCAUCUUUUCCUCUCUACUAACUGAUGGUUACCAGAACACAACAGAGUCUCCUCAGCUCCACUGCGUCCUCAACAGCAACCGCAUGGCCUGUAGCUUCGCAGUAGGAGCUGGCUUCCUGUCCUUCCUCAGCUGUCUGGUCUUCCUUACCUUGGACACCCAGGAGAGCCGCAUCACAGGCACCCGCUUUAAGACAGCCUUCCAGCUCUUGGACUUCAUCCUGGCUGUCCUCUGGGCAGGUGUCUGGUUUGUGGCCUUCUGCUUCCUAGCCAGCCAGUGGCAGCACUCGAAGUCUGAGCAUUUCCUCUUGGGGAACAGCAGCGCCAAGGCAGCCAUUGCCUUUGCUUUCUUCUCUGUCCCUGUCUGGAUAUUCCAGGCCUACCUGGCCUUCCAGGACCUCCGAGACGAGGCUCCAGUCCCCUACAAGCGCUCCCUGGAUGAGGGUGGUGUGGUGCUGAACACGCUCCCUGCUUCAUCCACCAGUAGCCCUCCCACCACAGUCCCCAACACUCUGAGUUACACCAGCUCAGCCAUGGCCCCCUAUAUGACCACUCCAAAGGCCCCUCGCCUGGCUAUGAUGCCAGACAGCUAAACAGCCUUACAUA